GUUUGGAAAUGGGUUCGGAUCAGAAAGUUUACGGGUUUGAAGAAGUAACCAAACACGACCAAACCAAUGAUUGCUGGAUUAUCAUCCAUGGAAAGGUUUUCUUCUCCACUCUUUUCGUCUUCAAUGAAUGGAAUUCUUGUUUUUUUAUUCCAAAUUCAAAACCUUUUUGAAUUCACAAACUCAAUCAAACCCAGUUUUUGGAUUGAAAUCUGAUGUUUAAUAUCAAUUUCGCCAAACACAGCUUUAAUUAUCACCAAAAUUUCUUCUGUCCUUACUCGAUCUUAUGUGAGAUAUCUAUGCUUUUAUUUAGCUCUACUGAUUUUCACAGUUUGUUUGUUUGUUUUUUAAGGUGUAUGAUGUGAGUCCAUUCAUGGUAGAUCAUGCGGGAAGCGAGGUUUUGCUUGCAACAACUCGGAAGGAUGCUAGCAAAGACUUUGAGCAGGUCGGGCACAGCGAGGAUGCUCGAAACAUGAUGGACAAGUAUUACAUUGGGGAGAUAGACGACAGGUCCACCGUUCCGUCAAAGCGCCUUUACACGGGUGGCCCACGUCGUCCCCAAGCUCAAGACGGUAUUAACUCCCACUACAAGAACCCGGAUUUCGUGAUCAAGGUUUUGCAGUUCCUCCUCGUGCCCCUCGUGAUUUUGGCAUCGGCAUUUCUGGUCCGUUGAUCUCUACACCAAGGAGAGAAAUCUCGAAGGCUAAGGAAUAUCUCCACAUCUUGCCGAUCGAACAACACAAGGGUGAUUGCUGAGGCUAAUAAUAUAUCAUUGAUGCUGUAACUGUUAAGCUUCCAAACCUUUGAGUGAACCUAUUGCCGAUACAAUUCAAGCAAAUUAGUUAAAGAUCCAAUGGAAAUAAUCAAGUUGGCAAUCACAAGUUAGAUGGGAGCUUAUCUGAAUGUUGACGAAAAAAAUUGAAGUGUCCAAACUUUAAAUCGGUCUGAGUUCUGAGAGAUGACAUAUCAGCUGCACAAGAAGCUAUUCGAGGGAGGCUGUGGUUGUUUCAACUUGCCUUCUGAAUAUCAUCCCCUCCAUGGGGUCUAAGAAGUCUUCCUUUCUCGGGUUGUUUUAACUUUGCCUUCCAAAUAUGAAUUCGAGGGAGGAUAUCAGUUUCUUUGAUCAGGGAGCACAACUGAGAACCACAUAAUAGGCUUCCUUUCUCGGGUGGCAAUAGAGUUGCACCCUAGAGGCCGGGUGGUGCUGAUUAUGAAUCAAUUAUAUUCUAAGACAAUGGGAAAAAUUAAUACCAUCAUUUGCUGCAUCUCUAGCAAAGCCGAUCACGGAACCACCUCUGUCUGAAGAGGAAGGAAGACCUGACCCCAUCAUCAGGUGUGUGCUCCUAUUUGUUAAAGCUUGUUGAUGAAAACUAGGGAGAGUUAUAGUUUAAGAAAAACCAGCAUUGUGAAUGUUGGGGUGAUUUAUGGAUUCCACUAAUGAGCCAAGUUUGAAGAACCCACUCAACGGAGAGAGCUAAUUAUAAGAAAUUUCCAACACAAUAAAUCAACACUUCAGUUUCGUAUUACCCACAAGAGUUCAUGCAAUUUUUUAAUCCCCCUCUUCAUCCCAAGUUAAUCAGAAGCAUCCAUAAUAUGUAACAUAACCCUAUUAGAUGUCCAGAUUUUGAGGCCCCUA
Messenger RNA from Cuscuta campestris, 1633 nucleotides. The record is from the annotation of a GenBank genome assembly. Lineage: Eukaryota; Viridiplantae; Streptophyta; Magnoliopsida; Solanales; Convolvulaceae.